UAUCAAGCAAAGCAUGAUUUCAAUCAAUGCGGAAUAUCUCACAAAGAAGCGAUUGCUGAUCACUGUUGCAUCUCUCCCGCAAGCUUCCUCUAUACGCUGAUCGAAUCAAGUCGCAGCUUCUAUUUGCCAUCUGAAAUGUGCUUUAAUGUUGCGUCAUUACUGUUUUCGGGUGACGUGACUCGUGUGUCAACACAGGACCCUUUCAUAAACAUAGUAUGAUCCAUCUAUAUUGGAACUGAAAAGAACAGAGAGAGAGAAAAGCAUAUUUGAUUUCAUUCAAGCUGUACUGAAUGUCAUCCCGCACUGGCGUCCCGGGGGAGGAGCCGGGCAUCCACAGAACGACAACGAAUCUACCGUUACGCGACACAAUCUAUUCUCAACCUCAAGAGGACGUCAGUUAUAAGAAUGCACCGCCAGAACAUCCUAACCGGACCCUGAGACCCGGGGUCUACGUCCCUACUUUCACAUUUUUCAAAAAGACCACAGAAGAACUCGAUGAAGAGGCAAUUGCCAGGCAUGCGGUGCGCAUGGCCAAGGCCGGCAUAGCGGGUAUAGUUACCCAGGGCACCAACGGUGAAGCCGUCCAUCUCACCAGUAUUGAGCGUUCUGUGGUUAAUAGGACGACUCGUGAUGCCCUUUCUAGAGCUGGCUAUGAGGAUUUUCCCAUAAUUGUUGGCUGUGGAGUACAAUCAACUCGUGAGACGAUUGACCUCUGCCGCCAGGCUCAUGAUUCUGGUGGGGACUAUGCCGUGAUUCUUCCUCCGUCAUAUUAUAAAGCGAACUAUAAGCCGGAAUGUAUCAAGGAUUACUUCACGGAAGUUGCUGACGCUUCUCCUCUACCCAUCCUUAUCUACAACUAUCCCGCCGUCACUGGCGUCGACCUCGAUUCUGAUACCAUCAUCGAGCUGGCUAAGCAUCCCAAGAUCGUGGGUUGUAAACUCACGUGUGGAAAUACAGGGAAGCUUAAUAGGAUCGCGGCGGCCACCAGUGCGAGAACGCAUGCAGAUCAAGGUUCUGGAUUCAUGUGCUUGGGUGGCUCUGCGGAUUUCACAAUCCAGAGUCUCGUGGGAGGUGGCUCGGGGGUCGUUGCUGGCCUGGCAAAUUUCGCUCCUAAAUCCUGCGUGAGGCUAGCAGAGCUUUACAACUCUGGCAGUUACCACGAGGCCAAGGGGCUUCAAGCACCUGUGGCUCGCGGAGAUUGGGCGGCUAUCAAGAGCGGUAUUUCGGGGACUAAAUGUGCACUUGAGCAGUUUUUCGGGUAUGGGGGGUUCGCCCGUAAACCGCUGCCUCGUCCGACAAAGAAAGAGGCCAUCGACCAUCAAGACAUGUUUCAGGAAAUUGCUGAUAUGGAGAAGUUACUCUGAUCAAGUAUUUAGCCUUUUUUUGCUGUGUAUGUCUGUCAAUUAUCAGAGGGCUUUCUGCGGACAAGAUGAUGAUAAUGGUCCGUUCCGUGUGACUAUACUUGGUAGAAUUGAG
Molecule: messenger RNA, 1476 nt
Organism: Paecilomyces variotii
Lineage: Eukaryota; Fungi; Ascomycota; Eurotiomycetes; Eurotiales; Thermoascaceae
Product: dihydrodipicolinate synthase
Exons: 1
Coding region: 291-1364 (357 amino acids)
Molecular function (GO): 4-hydroxy-tetrahydrodipicolinate synthase activity
Source: RefSeq, a predicted model, not a curated record